CCACAGCGCGUUCCUGAUGUAGCGAGAGAAAUCAGGACGCAGUUGUAUGAAGAACAGAAAGAACUGUCAGAUUUGAGUUUACAUAUUUAGAGAAAUUUCAAUUGUUUGAGUUUAUCCCCUAUUCUCCGGAGCGGUAAAGUUUGGCAGCCAAGUCUAGAAAUCCAGCCUCCUUCGCAGUAUGCCUGAGCCUGCUGAGCUGCUGCUCAUCAAGGACCAGUAUGAGUUGGCGUUUCAUUGCCUGAGCCAUGGUCUGGCAGCUGAAGAGGCUGGGAGAAGGAUGGAGGCAUUGGAGUAUUACAGGAAGGGCCGGCAGCACCUUACCCAAGGCCUGGAAGUUCCCACUGGUGGAGAGAGGCAUGAGGGGGCCUCGUGGGACACAGCCCGGCAGCUCCAGCACAAGAUGAGGGACACCCUGAGGACCGUCAGCACACACCUCACUGACCUGGAGACAUCUGAGUUGACAACAGAAGGCCAGAGGUGCCGAGUGUUGAUGGAGCUACCUCCCCAUCUUUAUCCAAGUCUUCGGCUUCCCAGUAGCUCCCUCCACCAUCUCUACCCCACCGUACCUGCUACCAUCCAGACCCCAGUCCCAGCCCCGGCCCCAGUCAGGCCUCCUCUACCCAACACAUCCCUCCCUUCAGAGGCUCCAGCAGCUGCAGUCCCCUCUCUACCUCCCCAGACACCACUGCCACAGGCUCUGCCUGCAGACCAGCCUCCAGCCUACACACCCCAGCCCACAGAGGGCCACCACAGCUUGGCUUACAGUCCUGCAGAGGGAAGGGGCAUGGACUGGCGGGAGCAGAUCAGAGCAGCAGCAGCAGGAGGAAAUGGAGAGGAGCUGCUGUUCAUUCCCUCUGGGGUGCAGAUGUUUUUUGUGACACCAGAGGGGCAGGUCAGCUCUCUGUUUUAUCCAGGCUACCUGCGCAUCAUCACAUUUGGUGAUCAACGCAAGGAUGCGGAUGCUGGAAGACAUUCAGCAUUUCUACAUGUGUGUGACUGGCUGUACCCGCUGACGCCAGACACUCCAGUGCUGUUGGCUAACUCUGGGAUCUUCAUGUUCCCGGACACCAAUGCGGAGACCCCGGGGUCCUACGUGGGCAUAGUGCUGUCGUCUGAACUGCCUGCUGCCGACCGCGAGAUGUUUCAGGAUUUACUCUCGCAGCUCGCUGAACUCAGGGUCCAGGCUCCAGCAGAGGGAGCAGGGUCAGAGGUAAUCAACCUGAGUGAGAAAGUCCCUCUUGGUCCCCCGGGGGAGGAACCUGGACCCAGCGUGGCAACAGGAGGGAAGGAGAAGCCACCACUUCCUGAGUGGAGUGAGAAGAUGGCCCAAGGCAUCCUGUCAGGUGCCACACGGUUUAGUCAAGGAUUUGUAAAAGGAGCAGAGGCCACAGGCAGGGCGAUCCACAGAGGGGCGUCGAAGCUGCGGGACCACAUCACCCCCGAGAACACACCCUCAGAGGUCAGCCCCCGCGUCACCAAAGGUCUCCAUGUGGCUAGACAGGCCACCGGGGGCGCUGUGCGGGUCAGCCAGUUCCUGGUGAAUGGAGUGAGUACAGUGGCAGUGUGUGUGGGGGAGAAGCUGGCACCCCACGUGAAGAAACACGGUGCCAAGCUGAUCCCAGAGUCUAUGAAGAAGAGCAAAGAUGGCCGUGCCUCCAACCUGGACGGAGCCAAGUUGGUGGCAGCCAGCAGCGUACAAGGUCUCUCCACUAUAUGGACUGGCCUGGAGACAGGAGCUAAAAAUGUUGGCAAAAGCGUUGCUUCAGAGACUGUCACAACUGUGACUUACAAGUAUGGUGAUGAUGCAGGCAAAGCCACAGACACUGCUCUCCAGUCAGUGGUCAAUAUUGGUGUGACGGCCUACAACUUUGAUAAUCUGGGCAUCAAAGCCAUCCUGAAGACCACAGGCGCGAAGACGGCCAAGGCCAUGGUGAAAGACGGUAACGCAGAGAACGGACAACCAUCCCAGACCGGGAAGACAGAGACGAAGAAAGAAGAGGAGGAAGAGAAGAAGAAAUAGAUAACAGGACAUUAAUGUAUUGGUUAAGUGGUUUUCUUUGGAGUUUAUAGAUAAAGUCGACCUCCUCAUUUCCAGAUGUGAAAAAAAUGGGCAUAUGUAGCUUAUUGAUAGGCUGUUCAUUUCCAAAGAGGAUUUUUUUUUUACAUCAUUUACUUAUUUAUAACAAACAGAGGAAGGGAGCAAAAACAUUUAACGUGCAUGUCAAAUCUUAAGAUUAAUUGUUUUAUUUCAACUGUUGUGAAAAGUUAUUUAUAUUUCAUUUUAUUCCAGUGUUGCAAUUUGGGAUGUAUUUUAAUAUUACUACCACGCACUUUUAUGUAUUUAUAUGAAGGCAUUCCUAUCUCGAGACACCUUACUGCUAUCUGUUCUGUGUAACCUGACAACAUGACGA
Myripristis murdjan (pinecone soldierfish) is the source of this 2411-nucleotide messenger RNA. RefSeq names its product spartin a (gene sparta). The transcript has 8 exons. Gene Ontology annotation, cellular component: plasma membrane. Gene Ontology annotation, biological process: cell division; negative regulation of BMP signaling pathway. Bases 179 to 2020 code for a protein of 613 amino acids. Lineage: Eukaryota; Metazoa; Chordata; Actinopteri; Holocentriformes; Holocentridae. The record is from RefSeq and is a predicted model, not a curated record.